AUGCUCUCAGAUUAGAGAAAGGGGAAUCAAGAAAUUCUGCAACACUGAAUGUUACCAUAAAACAUUUUGGAUGCAGCUAAUUUGUGCUUCUUUCCGAUUUCAGCUGCAUGUGGCUGCUGUUUGCGUUUUGCCUAUUUAUGAGGAAUGAACUGAGGUGCUUCUUCUACUGUCUUCUGAAUGUACUGCUAAUUCUUCUAUGGACACAGAUUGAGGUGCGGAAUCCAGUGCAGACAGAGUCAAGCUAAGAGCAAAAGAUGCCAGCCCCGCCUCCCCCACCACCCCCAGGGCCUCCCCCUCCUCCCACGUUUGCUGUUGCUAACACAGAGAAGCCGACUCUGAACCGAUCGGAGCAGCAGGGACGGGGUGCUCUUUUGUCCGAUAUUUGCAAAGGCUCCAGAUUAAAGAAGGCUGUUACAAAUGACCGCAGUGGACCUACUUUGGACAAACCCAAAGGAGGAGGAGGAGGAGGAGGUGGUGGUGGUGGUGGUGGUGGUGGUGGAGGAGGAGGAGGUGGAGGUGGUGGUUUUGGUGGUGGGUCUCCUGCUGGUUUAGGGGGCCUGUUUGCAGGAGGGAUGCCAAAACUGAAGUCUGCAGGAAAUAGAGACAAUGACUCAGGACCCAGUCGAGGACCUGUUCUCCCUCCAGGAGCCCGUUCUGGUGGACCCAACCCUUUUGGUAGCGGUGGCAGUCCAUCUGGACCACCUAAACUGCCAGGGGUCCCUGCUGUUCCUCGCGGCGGAGCCCCCGAUGUCCCAAAAGGCCGUUCCAAUUUCUCAUCCAGACAAGACACUCCAGGAGGACCCCCACCGCCUGUACCCAGAGCACCCCAGAGCCUCUCAUCUCGUGGGGGCCCCCCUCCACCAUCACUCCCUGGAGGACCAAGGCCCAGUCACGCCAACGCACCUCUGCCACCCAGUGUUCCACCAGGGAGGCACGGAUCUCUUCCGCCCCCUCCCACACCAGGGGGCUCCUCAGCCGGGCCUCGAUCGAGUUUCUCUGCAGCCCCUCCUCCACCACCACCCUCAAACAGCAACCGACCUCCCUUACCUCCAGCUCCAGGAGGGAGGCCUCCACUUCCUGACGACCGACCGCCACCACCACCAGCUCCUGGUGGAGGUCAUCGACCGUCAAUGCCCCGCGACAUGCCCCCUCCUCCCCCAUCUGUCAACUCCAAACCUUCACCCUUGCCGUCCUCAAGUAGCCGUUCCCCAGUUGGUGGGGGGGUGCCCCCUCUUCCGCCGGGACGACCGGGCCUUCCUCCUAUCCCGCCUGGCCAGGGAGGAGGGGAGGAGCAAAACACACCUCGCCUGCCCCAGAGGAACAGCUCACUUAACAGCCACGCUCCAGCACCCCCUCCUGGUCGAUCAGGACCCCUGCCUCCUCCUCCUAAUGAGAGGCCUCCAUCGGUUGGAAGAAACCAGUCUUCACCACGUACAGGUCCUCUUCCUCCACCUCCUCCAUCAGGUCGCAACGCGGGCGGAGGCAGCAUCAGGUCAUCGCCUGCAGCGUCUCCUGUGGGUCGGCCAGGCCCGGAGCCUCCUCGUGGCGGGCCUGGUGGUAGACCUCCCCUGCCACCAGAUAGGCCAGGGCCUGGAGGGGCUCCACUACCUCCACCACCCAUGGGGAACGGUUUUCAAAAUUCGCACCACAACCAAAUGCAAGAUGAGUUUGAGUACAGGUUCACGUUUCACCCAGUGUCCGACCUUCCUCCACCUGACCCCUACGUGCCCUCCAUGAAAACCUACCCCAGUAAGAUCUCCAAGACGGACAGCAAAGGUUCUGGUAAAAAGGAGCGAGGAGCUCCUCCCCUUCCUCCUAUACCCAGGUGAAAAAGAUACGACUGCCAUCACAACACUUGGACCUAUCUUCUCUUCUUGUCUCUUUCUCUGUUACACUCUUGCGCUUUGACCAGAAGCAUGUCGAUCAUGUGAGGACAACAAAGGGAAAAUAAACGACCUCCAGUGCAGUUAAUCGAAUGAAAGCACAGAGUCUCUUGGAGUUUACAUCAUGUAAUGGUGACCUGCAUACGACCAAAACUGUUGUAGUACAAUUAUGUUCUGGAGAAAAUAAGUUCUUUAUUUUUAAGUUUACAACCAUGCUGUCCCUGGAGGAUGUUUGGGUAGGCUUCAAUGGUCUUGUUGCUCAGAAUCAGAUCUUUCUUAAUCUCUGUUUUUGUAAUGCAUAAUAAAUUUAGCUUAUUUCCUUUUUAUUUUUAUUUUUUUUGACGACACAACUGAAUUUUUGAUUUUCAGAUUUUUGUAAACCAGACAAACCUUUUGAGAAGAAUCCAAAUACAGAUUUCAUGUAUGUUUUGAUUGUAAAUAAAAAGGGAAUAACCUCAGGUGGGUUUUUUCCAUCAAAUAUCCGUUUUGGUUAGUCACUUUUUCCCCAAUUGCUGCAGUUGAAACAGUAAAAUUAAAAGCAGUAACUUUCUGAACAUAUCAGGUGGUCAAGGUGCCUAACAUACAGCCACAGUACAAAGACGGAUUUUAAAAGUCUCAACUUCCUGCCUCCACAUGUGCCUUCACAGCAUAAAUGUAGACUUUUCUUUUUCUCACCUGUUUGUUUCUGCUGGAACCACUGAGCGGUACGUUUUAAUUGAUUAUGUGAGGAUGCUGAGCACAAUGUGUUUUAAAGCACAUUUCUGUGGGGUUAUUGCAACAUCAGUGUGCAAUCGAGCUGAAUAUUGUGUUGCUGUUUUGUUAAGUUCUUUUGAUGCACAGCAAAGUGUGUAUGAAUCGGUAUGAUUUAUUCAACUGAUAUUGAACCAUGGGAUAAGUUAUAUUUGCAGUAUUAUGUUUGCUAUUAUGUUCUGCUUUGUUUUUUGUUGUCAAAGAAAAAAUGUUUUGUAUGGCAAUCAUACAAAAGUAUGUAAAACUAUUUACAUUAAAAAUGCUUUAAGAUGCUUUACUUAGGGUAACUUUGGGCUAAGAGGGGUUGCUUUUAUUGAAUUAUGCAUCAGCAUUCCUAAACAAUACUUUUGGGAACAGACAAGAACACAAAGAAUUGUAGUGUCAACCAGAUGUUACCACAAAACCAUAUUAUUCAUUUACAUAAAUGUGCAAUAAAAAGGACAAUGUAAACAAAA
This is a messenger RNA of Girardinichthys multiradiatus, 3088 nucleotides long. It is a transcript of the gene wipf1b, whose product is annotated as WAS/WASL interacting protein family, member 1b. Gene Ontology annotation, molecular function: actin binding. The record is from RefSeq and is a predicted model, not a curated record. The transcript is spliced from 9 exons. The coding region runs from base 255 to 1829 and encodes 524 amino acids. Lineage: Eukaryota; Metazoa; Chordata; Actinopteri; Cyprinodontiformes; Goodeidae.